CAACAAAUCGCCUGUUCUGUGUUUACUGCUGACCAAAAAAAUAUGGAGAGAAAUUUAUCACUCAGCCAUUGAUUAGAUUUUUACACUCAUCAUGGAUACUGUACACAAUGUGAAAUGUGUGCAGGGGUUGGCUGAGAUAUUAGAAUUGCUGCUUGUCCUACAUCCACAAACGUCAGAACUGUCCAUCAAAGUUCAGAUUGGGUCAUCAACUGAACAUCAUAACGAGAAUCCGAUUUUCCUCAUCAAACUCAUCUGCAGUAGGUACUUCUGCUUGGAAACCCUCAUUUCAAAUUAUGGAAAUUAUCUACAGACAUUUGCAAGCCUUGUUUUCCAAAUGCAGUCCCUUGAAAAUGAGAGCCAUUUAAGUACGAGUUACAGUGAAGAUGGCGCACUUACAAGGAAAAGUUAUAUCUUGACGUCUGAAAAUUAUGGUUAUGGAUUGAAAUGCACCAAAAGCAGGACAAAACCAAAUACAAAAGGAACAUUUGGCACAGUACUACACAUUAGGGUUUUUCAAAAUAAGAGUUCCAUGAUGUUACAAGCGAAAAAACUUUAUAAUUAUAUGAAACAAAUAAGUCUAUGUUCUAAGGUGUCCUUUGGAUUAUCUCUCACAGUUCACGAAAAUGACUGCAUCUUUGACAUAAGGCAAAGUGUGACUGAAGAUUUUUCAGAGAAGGGAUAUUCUUUAUCAACAGAUACAGCAUAUAUUCUAAAAGAUACGCGAUAUGUUCCAUCAUCUUCACCUCCCAGUAUUGUGAAUGGUAACAUUGAGGAUCUUCCUAACAUCCUUGAUGAACCAAAUAUGGAUUUCCAACUUUUCAUCUCUGGAUUUAAAACACAAUGUUACAAUGAAACAAACACACCCUCUCUAGUAAUGCUUUCUUGGUAUGGUCCUGGAAAUAUACCACUGAAUGACACUGGAGAUUCAACUCAUCUUAUGAAAGUUUUGAGCUUUGUAAAUUGGACAAAGUAUGGGAUACAUCCGGUUGCCGAAAACUCAAUGCAGUCUAAAACCAACCUUCAGUGCCAUGAAUUUUUACCAGUGAGGACCAAAAGGGAGCCCUGUUUUGUUUUGUCAAUUUAUGCUUUCAUGGGUGUCAAAAAUCCCUGCAGUUCUAAGAGGAUAAUAGAUGCUCUGCAUUGGCUGAGAAAGAACAGUACAAAGUGGAUAAAACUUUAUGAAGAAAAGAUAAAGGCAUCUUUGGAAUUUGUAAUUGAUAAAAUUGUUACACCGGUCAAAUCGCCAGAAGAUGAAAAGACCACCCUGCUGUACAGCCAAGCUAUUGCAAAUAUCUCAAAGUCCAUAUCUAAUGUUGUGCUGAGAUCGUCCUGUGAACAGUUCCGCAGAAAGUGCUAUCAACUGCUAGAGGUUGAAGAGGAUGGCUCUGUACAAGUGUCCCUGAGUAAAAAGCUUUGGAGCAUCUCAGAGUCAUUUGGAAUUUUUCAACCAAUAGACACAAUGGAAUCAGAGGGAAAUUUUGGUACUGAAAGAAGAACUAUGCUCGAUCCUGAAGAAAACAAACCAAAUGAACCAGUACUUAGAAUCUCAGAAACUGAUCCUGUAGGAGACAGAGACUUUCUAGAAAUUCAUGAGGAGGAUUUAGAGAGAUUAAACUGGUUCCCAGAGCCAGGGGAGAGUACUGAGGCUUCCACAACAGCAGAUUCUUUUGAGAGCAUGCAAAUGUCGAAAUCCAUGAAUGAGAUUUUAUGGGAUGAACCCAGCAUUGCUGGUAGAAAGCCUCAGGUUGUCCUAAAAGACAACACUGAAACCAGCAAUAAUAAUGGUGCAUUUGAAGAGGAUGCUGACAAUCCUACACAUGACUUUGUUAAAAAUGCUGAUUUCUUCAGAGAUCAGAGCUCAGAAGAGAGUCAAUCCCUUCUUCAAGAUGAGAAUUUGAUUUCAUCCAUGUAUGCUCAUCAGUCACUUAGUCAAAAUGAAGAAUUUCUGAGUCAAAAUGAAGAACUGCCAUGUCAAAAUGAAAAAUACUUGAACAGUCCACCAGAAAAUAUGGAAGAUCAUUUCCAUACAGUAAUGGCAGCAGAGGAAGAGUGGAAUAUUGCUGGGAUGGAGGAGGAUUUGAGGGAGUGUACAUACAUUGAAGAUCAGUCUCUGAGUAACACUGCAUCAGGCUCAGAUUGGAGAAGACUGAGCAGCCAGCAGCCACAACAUAGGCUAACAGAAACUGCACCAGACUCCAUUGCAGUUUCAGAAAUUUUAGUAAAGGAAAGAAAAACUGAGAAGUUAGAUGAUUGGCUGGAUGAUGCACUGCUGGAUUUGAAGAACUGGUUUAAUGAUGAAUAGCUGCAUUACAUUGGUUUAAUGAUAAUUAACUGUGCAUUACAUUUACAUGUAAAAGAACCUUCACCAAAUUGUACAAUGAGUGUAUACCCUAAUAAUUAACCCAAUCUCUCAGUGUCUAUGAAAUACAAUUCACUUGUACUAGAUGUGUAUCAAUUAUUCUCUGUGUUUUAAUUUCAGACAACUAAUUACAAAUUGGCAAAAUACUAGUACUUAUUCGAGUUCCUCAUAAAUCACUGGAAAAGCCAUUAUAAUUCAAACUUCUGUGGGCAGAUAAAGUAAAUGACUUUGAAUGUUGAUGAUCCAAAUUUCUCCUGCAGUUACCGUUAAUUGUCAUAUAUUGUUCAAAGUUUGAUGACCUUGGUGUAGUAAUGCAUUAAAUGGCAAUCAUUUCACUGUUCUAC
Saccostrea cuccullata (small rock oyster) is the source of this 2703-nucleotide messenger RNA. RefSeq lists its product as uncharacterized. The coding region runs from base 92 to 2302 and encodes 736 amino acids. NCBI's taxonomy places the organism in Eukaryota, Metazoa, Mollusca, Bivalvia, Ostreida, Ostreidae. The transcript is spliced from 15 exons. The record is from RefSeq and is a predicted model, not a curated record.